AUGGCAUCAUCGUCGAUUGCGAAUCCUGAUGCAAACUCAAAUCCGUCGCCGAAAAAGAGAAGAAAAAUCGGGGUGGAAACUCAGUCCCAAAUUCAUUCCCAUGAGAAGAGAUGGAAAACGGAGGCGGAGCGACAGAUCUACUCAUCGAAGCUUGUCAACGCUCUCUGCCACCUCCGCCGCCCUGAUUCCGCCACCGCAUCAGGCCAUGCAGUCCGCGAGGCUGCCGAUCGUGUCCUCGCUAACUCUGCUAAAGGCCGGACUCGGUGGAGCAGGGCAAUCCUCACGGGUCGACUCAGCCUGCGACUCGCUCAGGUCAACAGGAAAAACAAAAGAGCAUCAAAACCGGUGAACCGAAAUUCCCGGUUGAAGAAACCGGCGGUUAAGAAAAAACUGUCACCUUUGCAGAAGAAAGUGCGGGUACUCGGCCGGUUGGUUCCUGGUUGCCGUAAUCUCUCAAUGCCGAAUCUUCUUGAAGAAGCGACUGAUUAUAUUGCGGCUUUACAAAUGCAAGUCAAAGCUAUGACUUCCCUUACUGGGCUCCUAAAUGGCGGCGGCGGCGGUUCGUUAGCCGGUUCAUCUGACGUGCUCAGCUCAGACCAGUCUUCUACUUCUUAG
Fraxinus pennsylvanica is the source of this 615-nucleotide messenger RNA. The record is from the annotation of a GenBank genome assembly. Lineage: Eukaryota; Viridiplantae; Streptophyta; Magnoliopsida; Lamiales; Oleaceae.